This is a messenger RNA of Ciona intestinalis (vase tunicate), 1338 nucleotides long. RefSeq names its product proline-rich protein 11-like. The record is from RefSeq and is a predicted model, not a curated record. Gene Ontology annotation, cellular component: nucleus; cytoplasm. Lineage: Eukaryota; Metazoa; Chordata; Ascidiacea; Phlebobranchia; Cionidae.
UAGCAAUGUUUUGACCUUUAACCCAUAAUACGUGACGUCAAAGACCGGGAAAUUUAAAAUCGGUAAUUUCCGGUUACUGCAAUCUGUUAUAUAUGUAUAUUAUAGUGUAAAUUUAUUUAUUUAAUAAAACUUAAACGAAACAUGGCUCGUAGAUUUCAACAGCGAAGGCUUGGUAAAAAGCAACGAAGAACUUUUGCCAGCACUGUAUUGGAAGACACACCCCAACAAAAACCUUCUAGAAAGUUUUUUAUUCUUUCCAUAUUUUAUACUUUUAUACAAUACCUUAUUUCAUUUUUCCGUCCAAAAAUAAACAAUUCUGAAAGCAACUCAGGAUUAACAAAUAGAAUUGAACAACUCGAAACCACUGUCGCAAAACUUUCAAAAAAGAUUGUAAAACUGGAAAAGAAGUUUUCAUCUUCUACACCACCCCUUUUCUCUAACACACAAGCACCCACAAUUACUUUAGCACCCCCUCCCCCCAUUCCACCCCCACCACCACCACCUCCCCUAGGCAAUAUUCCUGCACUCCCAAAAUCCAAGAAAUCUGCCCAAGCACCCCAGAAACAAAAGAGUUCCUUUCUGCCUGCACCAAUCGGUAUUUCUGUUGACGCGAUUAAAAACUUGAAACUAAAGAAAGUUUCCGACCAACAGAAUGAAGGCAGCAAGCCUGGAGCGAAAUCAAACAAAGUACAGCUGGUAACGAUACAGGAUUUACAGAAUGUAAAGUUGAAACGACGAACACAACAAACAGAUGAAAAUAAAAAUAUUUUGCCACUAAGUAAACUCAAGUUAACAAAGUCGUUGAAGAAAACGAACAUUAUUCGAAGUCCCGGUGGCACACCAUUGGUUAAGAGAGAUGAAAACCAAUCAACUGGAACUGGACUCACACCAGCGUUUACCAGAGCGUUGAAGAAAAAGUUUGAGGCGGUCCACAAAACAUCUCCAAUAUCCAUAGAAGAAAGCCCCAAGUCUUGGAGAUGCUAAGCGAAAACAUUUUAUCGUUUUUAAACCAAAUUUUAUUCAAAGAAGCAAUCAUACCAUGCAGUUACCACAUCAAACAUAACUUUCUAUUUCAUUUUUACUUUGUAUUUAAAACAAUCACACACAUUACUGCUGUAACACCUUAUCAUAUUUCCUGAUUAAUGCUGAAUCUUACUGCUUGCCUGUUUCUUUGCAGUAAUAGUAUUUGAUACGUGAAUAUAACUUGAUUUAAUGGCUGCCACAAUCUGCAUAACCUUUACUAAUGUUGAGUCCUUUAACUGAAUCAGUUUGAUACUGGCUUUGGGCAAUCACUAGUUCUUUAUAAGCAAUACUAAUAAAAAUCUUAUAUUAAACAAA